This is a messenger RNA of Olea europaea var. sylvestris, 832 nucleotides long. RefSeq names its product luc7-like protein 3. Bases 83 to 643 code for a protein of 186 amino acids. The transcript is spliced from 6 exons. The record is from RefSeq and is a predicted model, not a curated record. Lineage: Eukaryota; Viridiplantae; Streptophyta; Magnoliopsida; Lamiales; Oleaceae.
ACAAAAUAUGGCUGUUUACUAGCGCAGCUUGCGGAAGUCUGCUGUAAACAAUUGGUCCUCUCCAGUUAACUCAUCUCAAAUAAUGGUAGCCUCGUCGUCGUCCAUCUCAACAUCGUCUUCAUCCUCCGAUGCAUCUGCUUCUCCCUCCAAUCGCCGCCAACACCGCCGUCGCCGCCACAAACGAGAAAGAAAACGUGACAGAGACGGAGACUCCCUGAAAGUGCGAAAAAAGAGUCGGUCCCACACAAAAAGACGUAGUAGACGUCAUUCCUCCGUUGACAGCCACUCUUCUUCUCAUUCAUCGUCUUCCGAAGAUUACAGUUCUACUGACAGUGAACAUGAAACAUCUCAUCAUUCCAAGCGGCUCAAACAGAACAAACCCAGAAAGACCAAAGAGAAAGAGAAAAAGAAAACUCAUCUGCACAAACGUCACAAGCAUAAAGAUAAAGAGAAGCGGCAGGAAGAAAAUAGUGGUCCUGUACAGCUCUCCAAGUUCUUGGGAAGGGACAAAGAUGAUGGUGUACGUCGUAGUGUUGUCUCGGGCAAAAAGAUUCAAUUGAAGCUCGAGAAAACAAAGGAGGAUAAGUUAGCUGAGAACAAUCGAAAUGAGUUGCUGAAAUUCUUGAAUGCUAGUUAUGAUUGACAAAGUUGGGAUGAAAGUUGAAGGUUCUAUGUCUUAAAUCAAAACAUUACAUUUUCUUUUGCAUGUGAUGAGAAGUUUGUUUAAAAUAUUAUAUAUUUUGUGAUGUUCUUGAUUAUGUUAGUUUGAACCGGAAUUUCACUAAUUUAUUUGAUAGCAUUGGGAAAUAAAACGAUUUUACUUGUGAUUGAA